This is a messenger RNA of Capronia epimyces CBS 606.96, 2118 nucleotides long. Its product is annotated as lysosomal acid lipase/cholesteryl ester hydrolase. NCBI's taxonomy places the organism in Eukaryota, Fungi, Ascomycota, Eurotiomycetes, Chaetothyriales, Herpotrichiellaceae. The record is from RefSeq and is a predicted model, not a curated record. The transcript has 3 exons. Bases 1 to 2118 code for a protein of 705 amino acids.
AUGGCCAGGGUCCCCUUUAUUGGCAGGCUCUUUUGGCGAGAGUACCUGGCUCUGUUUGGAUCUCUCAUCCUCGUCGCUUUGGAGGUCCUGGUGCGCUGCAUCACCCUCGGACUUCCACAACCCGUCAUUCGCUUCUGCUACAACACCUCCAAGAAUCUAUUCAACCGUCUGUCGUCUCCAAAGUCGAGACAAGCCAGGUCGGAACAAAAGUCCAUCUACAGUUCUAUCGCCACCUGUUCCGACUUCACCGAGCUCUGCGCCUUGUUUGGAUACUAUGCCGAAGAACAUGUCGUGCAAACCGGAGAUGGAUACCUGCUCGGUGUACACAGGUUGCCGUUCCGGAAGGGAGAAGAAGAGACCGGGGUGCGGGUCAACGCUGGACCUGAUUCUAUAAAGAAGCCAGUGGUAUACCUGCACCAUGGCCUUCUCAUGAACAGCGAGGUCUGGGUGUGUCUGACGGAAGAAGAACGAUGUCUCCCCUUCACCCUAGCAAGUCAAGGCUAUGAUGUCUGGCUGGGCAACAAUCGAGGCAACAAAUACAGCAAGAAAUCGACAAAGGCCUCACCGACAUCUCCUGACUUCUGGAAUUUCUCCAUGGAUGAGUUCGCCUUCCAUGAUAUUCCUAAUACCAUUGAUUAUGUUCUUAGCACGACAUCUCAAACCUCGCUGUCUUACAUCGGAUUCAGCCAGGGCACUGCACAAGCCUUUGCAACUCUCUCAAUCCAUCCAGGCCUGAACGACAAAGUGAACGUCUUUGUGGCGUUAGCUCCCGCAAUGUCGCCUGCCGGUCUGAGCAAUGGCAUUGUUGAUGCCUUGAUCAAGACGAGUCCUGAUGUCCUGUUCCUGGCGUUCGGUCGGAAAUCCAUCUUGUCUUCAGCCACCAUGUGGCAGUCUAUCCUGUACCCACCCAUCUUUGUCCGGUUGAUCGAUAUGUCGCUUUCAUUCCUCUUCGCGUGGUAUGGGCGGAACAUCUCGCUGCAACAGAAGCUCGCCGCCUACCCUCAUCUCUAUAGCUUCACCAGCACGAAGUCAGUGGUACACUGGUUCCAGAUCAUUCGCAACAGGUCGUUUCAAAUGUACGAUGACGAUUCUUCGAGCAAGCUCAGUAUAGGAGCCCGCAACCGGUACUACAAAGUGGCCAAGUUCCCCACGCGCAACAUCAGAACCCCAAUUGUUUUGGUGUAUGGUGGGAGUGAUUCAUUGGUAGAUAUCAGAAUCAUGCUGAGAGAACUACCACGGCACACUAUUGCGACGGAGGUACCACAUUACGAACACCUGGAUCUCUUGUGGGGAAAAGAUGUCCAUACUCAUGUUUUCCCACACGUCUUGAAUGCGUUGCGUGAUUACGCGCUAGGCCACACUUCGAAUGGCACCUCCAGAAAUCUCGCUCUUUCCAUCGCCGAUACUGCACAUUUGCACAGAAAGCAGAAAAAUGAGAGCACCUUCAACUCGACAUGGCCCGAAGUGGAAGAGGCCGGCUAUUCGGAUUAUGACGGCGCAAAUGACACGCCGCACACACCCAAGGCCAAGUCAUUCGCCCAGCGACUGCGCGAGAGACAAUAUCGAGAUGAACAUGACAGCCGGCCCAGAUCAGCGUCAUCUCCAACAACGUUCAUGACCUUGGUCGAACAGUACUACAAGCUUCCAAAAGCUCCAAAAGCUCCCCGAGGAGCGCAUGAGUCGGUGCUGGAUGCGGUGACUGCAAGGUCCCGGAAACAGGGGGAGGAAAAGCUAGACCAGGAACUCUUCGAUGCACGCUCAAGCGACACAAUGUCGAAGAGCAAUCCGUCACCGGUGGAGUCUCCACCCUCACCGUCAGCUCGCCGAGGCGAGGGAGGUGGAGGAUCAUCAGAAGCAACGGGCCGAGAGCUUGCGCCGCAUCUCCAGUCCCCGCCGCAUUACCGCAAUAGAGAUAGAGCGCGGGCGCAGUACACAGACGACGAAAGCGAAGACCGUCGAGAUUCGGGGUCGGUGUCCGGUUCAGGAUCGGGCCGGUCAAGUCCUGAUGCCACUCCCCAUCCGAGCCCCAAUGCCAAUCCGAUCCGGCAACACACAUUCACGUCCAAGGGCAUUCGGGUGGGGAGCUCCAAACCGAUUGUAGGGGCGGCGACGAGUUAA